Molecule: messenger RNA, 1765 nt
Organism: Hippopotamus amphibius kiboko
Lineage: Eukaryota; Metazoa; Chordata; Mammalia; Artiodactyla; Hippopotamidae
Product: proline-rich protein 36-like
Exons: 2
Coding region: 1-387 (128 amino acids)
Source: RefSeq, a predicted model, not a curated record
AUGGAGAAGAAUGGGCGGGCGGGGGAGCGGGGCCGCGUGAGGGCGCGCCGGCGGGGGCUGGGCGGCCGCGGGCCGGGCCCCCUGUGUGAACCUGUAAUUGGAGCCUGGGCGCCGAGCGGCCCCGGAAGCCGCCGCCCUGCGCCGCGGUACAUCUCGGCUGCGGGGCCGCCCGUGUCCGGCGGCGGAAGCCGCGCGCCUCCGGCGAAACCGGGCCCGGUUGCACCUGGCCGGGCGGCGCGCCGGGCCCUCCUCGGAGGACGCCGGGCGCCGGGAGAGCGGCCGCCGGGGCGCCGUUCACUGCGGCCAGCAGCCCAGAGACCCGGGCGCAUGCAGAGGAAGGCUCUGGCGGCCAGAUCCUGUCAGCGGGCGACAGGGUGGCGGGACUGAGCAUCUGCGCCUGAGGCCGCGCUCGCUGCAGGGAUGCACGUCUCUGACCCCUAGACUCACACAAGCGCACCCCACACACCUCCCGCCUCGGUGGUGGCGUGGCGUGUACUGGGUGCUAUGUGUAGUUCCAAGUCCUCAAGAAGAUAGGUUUUUAAAAAUAUAUAUUGUAUAUCUCGUACUGACUCCUGGUUUGUAGAAACAGCCAGGUGGUGGUUUUGAAUUUAGAAAUCCAGAUGUCUGUAUCCCUGACAAAGGAGCAGAGCAGUUCGUAUUUCUGUGAAUUCCGCUCUUGUGGCUGCUGCCCUUGCAGUCCCAUCAGUGAGGGAACGCUUGAUAAAUACCGUGGAGGAUAACAGAAAUAUUCUCAUCUUUGCUAAUUGCUUGUCCGUUUCUAUCCCUCCGUAAAUAUUGAUCUGAAUGCCGUUUUAGCACAUUUCACACACCACACACUAAGUGGCCUGGGCCUGAUAUGGAUGUUUGUUUCUUAGCCUCUCACCACCCCCCGCCCCCACCCCGCCACCACACACACGUUAGGCCACUUCCUGACUCAGUGAACCUCUUAUUCCACUAAACCUUCACCUCCAGCCCCUCAGUCCUUCCCCAAGGGCCUCUUCUGCUUCCCUGUCUAGGCUGGGUCCCUCCAUCAGCCAACUGGGAUUUGGUGUUGCUGGCGCACCAGGCACCCUUGCUCCCUGGUAUCCACCAGAGGCCACUUGUCACUUGUCCCACCCCCGAGGAUAAUCCCACUACCUGCUUUCUGCACUCUUGGCACAGGUUAACAGAGCUCUCUGGGGUCUGCUAUAACCCCAAAAACAGAAGUUGAGCCUCCCAUGCUCCUUUCCAGCCUCUUCAGUCUUCCAUCAAGCACGUCAUUGCCACCUGCCUCUUCCCUCGCAGAACCUGGUGGUCCAGGCAUAGGAAACCAUCCACCCACUCCCCUCUGCCUUCCAGAAGGUUCUCUGACUUUCAUUUUCUUCCCCCCAAAGUGACAGGCCACCCUGCCCCAGAAGUCAGUGUGUCCACUACCCCGUUGUGGUUCUGUAAAUUUUCCCAGCCUCUGGAAUCUACAGUGAGUCAGCCUUUCCUGCCUUGGCCCAUUUCUGCCACCUUGUCGAGGUGUGGCCAAGCUGCAGAUAGGUCGGGGAGAGGAAAAGACAACGUGGGGUUGAGGAUUCCUCGCCUACGUUGGUACCUAAGCAAAAUAUUUCUCCCACACUCAGUGUUACUUUUCCAUCAAAAAUGAGGUCCUCAUUAAAAUGGUCCAUUUCCUGUGCUUCUGAACUUUGACUCUCAUUCAUUCAUCCAUCCAACAGACAUUUACUGAGUGCCUCCUAUGUGUCUGGCACUGUGCUAGGACCUGAGAAUGUGAUAGUGACCC